CCCGUGGCUCCACCGGGCGUGAGUGUCGAGCUUUCGUUUGGUGCUCUCCAGAAAUCUAAUCUCAAAUGGUGGUUAACAUCUGCCUGAAGGAUCUAUUUAUAUCUGAUCUACAAAUAUUGAUUUCAUUUGCAGUUUUGGGUCCUGUGAACUGUUGCUGCACGAGCUAAACACCCCGGAAGUGUUUUGCUAGGACGCUUUUGUGUUUGCUUGUUAGCUGAGGCUAGCUCAUCGGCUAACUCCACUGCCCACGGACUGCUUGGCUGCAAAGAAACAACAAGUUUGCAAAAAAGAUGGAAAACCAGUCUGUGACAACCGGGGUGGCAUCUACGACCUCUUCAACUUCAAGUAAUUGCAUCGCAAAUGAUAAUGCAGCAGCUAAUGAUAACAGCAUCCCUCCAGUCACGAGUAAUGCUUCAGCCUCAGCAGCAAUGGCAACUCCAUCAGCGGACACGUCUGUCUCCAAUGGAGUUUAUGUUCCAGGGGGCAUCACAAAUGGAGAUGUGAAACCUGCCAUUUCCACCACUCCUCUGGCAGAUUUUCUGAUGCAGCUGGAGGAUUACACGCCCACAAUUCCUGAUGCAGUAACAGGUUACUACCUCAACCGAGCUGGCUUUGAAGCGUCUGAUCCAAGAAUAAUCCGCCUCAUCUCUCUGGCUUCUCAAAAGUUCAUCUCCGAUAUUGCCAAUGACGCACUGCAGUAUUGUAAAAUGAAAGGCACGGCUUCAGGAAGCUCGAGAAGCAAGACAAAGGAUAAGAAGUAUACUCUAACAAUGGAGGACUUACAACCAGCUCUUUCUGAAUAUGGAGUGAACGUCAAGAAACCAUAUUAUUUUACAUAGGACCACCUGUGUUUUUUUGUAUUUUGCUUUUGGUAGUUUUAGUUCUUUUGCUCACGCACAAUAGAGACUGUAUACUCAAUUUGCUAAACGUUUCAUUUUGUUUUUUGGUGCUUUUGAACUGAUUUCAAACAUUUCUUCAUUAUGUGAAACUGUAAAACCAUUAUGUUUUAUUGUGAAUAUAAAUUCUAUAAAAUA
Messenger RNA from Periophthalmus magnuspinnatus, 1034 nucleotides. It is a transcript of the gene taf10, whose product is annotated as TAF10 RNA polymerase II, TATA box binding protein (TBP)-associated factor. The transcript has 5 exons. The coding region runs from base 291 to 839 and encodes 182 amino acids. Gene Ontology annotation, biological process: transcription initiation at RNA polymerase II promoter. The record is from RefSeq and is a predicted model, not a curated record. Gene Ontology annotation, cellular component: nucleus; SAGA complex; transcription factor TFIID complex. Lineage: Eukaryota; Metazoa; Chordata; Actinopteri; Gobiiformes; Gobiidae. Gene Ontology annotation, molecular function: RNA polymerase II general transcription initiation factor activity; promoter-specific chromatin binding.